Cydia splendana is the source of this 981-nucleotide messenger RNA. RefSeq names its product peroxisomal membrane protein PMP34 (gene PMP34). The record is from RefSeq and is a predicted model, not a curated record. Lineage: Eukaryota; Metazoa; Arthropoda; Insecta; Lepidoptera; Tortricidae. Gene Ontology annotation, cellular component: peroxisomal membrane. Gene Ontology annotation, molecular function: coenzyme A transmembrane transporter activity; ADP transmembrane transporter activity; ATP transmembrane transporter activity. The transcript is spliced from 3 exons. Bases 85 to 939 code for a protein of 284 amino acids. Gene Ontology annotation, biological process: transmembrane transport.
CUAUUGCAUUCUACAAUACAUGGUUCUAACAAAAUCGGGAAAUGGAAUGAAAUAAUUGUAAACUAAAGCCCUAUAAUACAAAAAAUGGCACCUCCAAAUCCUUCUCUACUCAGCUAUGAGACCCUCGUGCAUGCCCUGGCUGGGGCUACGGGAAGUGUUGCAAGUAUGGCUGCAUUUUAUCCACUAGAUACACUGAGGUCAAGGUUACAAGUUGAAGACUCCAACAAGUAUCAAGAUUCAUCUUCAUGGGAACUACUCAUAAAACUCGCAAAUGAGGAAGGUAUUGAUUCUUUGUACAGAGGUCUAGCUCCAGUACUGCAGUCUCUUUCUAUUUCCAAUUUUGUAUAUUUCUACACAUUCCAUGCUUUGCGUAGAACUGCUUCUACAAACUCAUCAGCAAUACAAGAUCUAAUGUAUGGGAUUGCAGCAGGUAGUAUCAAUGUACUUAUUACUUCACCCCUAUGGGUUGUAAACACAAGAAUGAAGUUGGAAAAUAAUACUUACAGCAGCUUAUUUGAAGGUCUAUUAACACUCUUUAAGAAAGAAGGAGUGAAAGGUCUGUGGUCCGGCACUGUUCCUUCAUUGUUGUUGGUCUCAAACCCGGCCAUUCAGUUCAUGGUGUAUGAGGCCUUGAAAAGGCACCUUGUGUCAACUGGGCAUUUCAAGAGCUAUUACGCUGCUUUCCUGGUGGGAGCAUUUGCUAAAGCCAUUGCAACAACAGUGACAUACCCACUCCAACUGGUGCAGAUGAGACUGCGCUCCGGUACAAGCAUGAAGCCUCUGUUCAGAGAUGUAAAAUCAAACCCAUGGCUCAUGUUCCGUGGUCUUGAAGCCAAAUUACUACAAACAGUAAUGACAGCUGCAUUGAUGUUCCUUAUUUACGAGAAGCUUGUUAAGUUAGUGUUUAGCAUAAUGAGAGUGAGAGCUAAACACAGCUAAGCAACUUAGUUGCUCAGAUGUUACAUUUGGUGAUAGUUUUAU